CUCCCCAAACCAAUAUGACCCAUUAAAAAAAUGAACCAUGCGGACGAUUUUCCGUCAAAUAAUGAGAUGGUCAAUCAGUUACCAGCCGUCAUUCCAAAUGUCAUUUCACCCCCCUUCUUGCUAUAUAUGAGAAAUAAAACAUGGAGAAAUAAAUUUGGAAGGAGUAUAACAAAAAUUGGCAAGUAACAAACAGUCCACACUAAGGACUAUAUACGUGGACAACGAAAAUCAAAGGAAGAUCACUGUGUACUUGGACCUGAUGUUUCUAGAUUUCAUGUUGGAGAGGGCAGACGAUUUUUAAUGGAUAACCAGUUACUGAACAUGAAUAAAUAUUUUAUGAGAUGUGAGGAAUAUAAAAAAAAAUAUGAUGCAGAUUCAAAAAAGACUUUUGUGUUGAAGAUGUCAAAUAAAAUGAAAAGUGGAGAAAGAAUAAGUCAUGAUGAUCUACAGACAAUGAUCCAUCUAGUUCGGUCACCCAGGGAAUUUGAUCUUUGUGUUGAUAUGGCUAGAAGUUAUCAAACAGCAAAGGUUUAUGCAUCUGAAAACAGCAAAGUUUGUUCACCUGUGAAUCACCAACUAGCAACAGUUCAGUCACCUGUAAAUAUUCAAAUACCAGUAGAAUACCAGCCAACCAUGUUUCUGUCACCUAAAAUUCACCAAACUUCAAAAGUUCAUGCUCCUGUAAAUCAUCACCAAACAUCCAAGGUUUAUACACAUGUAAAACACCAUACAGCAAAUGGUCAUGUUCUUGCACACCACCAAAACAACAAAGUUCAUUCUCCGGGUCACUUGAACCAUGAUUGCAAGGUUUCUGCAUUUUCAAAUCACCAAACUGUCAAAGAUAACACCUCCAUAAAUGAUGAAGCUGAGAAUGUUCCUACAAAUCCCACAAAGUACCAGAAUAGCAAGAUGGACAUUGGGUCACAGUUCAUGAGGAUGUUGCAUCAUUUUAAGAAAGCAUAUAUAGCUAUCAUGUUUAUGGAAGAUAGGUCCACCAUGAGGAAUUUCUGUAUAACAAUCUGUGAUUGAUGUGUAUAUGGAUUUACUAUUCAAGACAGGAGAAUAUGGGAAAGUUGUGAGAACUUAUGAAGAAAUAGAUUAUUUUAAUGAACAAAAACUUACAAAUCAUAUGACACUGGUCAUGGCAGCUUUAUAUAAUUUA
This is a messenger RNA of Mytilus trossulus (common blue mussel), 1162 nucleotides long. RefSeq lists its product as uncharacterized. Gene Ontology annotation, molecular function: RNA binding. The coding region runs from base 301 to 1029 and encodes 242 amino acids. Gene Ontology annotation, cellular component: mitochondrion. Lineage: Eukaryota; Metazoa; Mollusca; Bivalvia; Mytilida; Mytilidae. The record is from RefSeq and is a predicted model, not a curated record. The transcript is spliced from 6 exons. Gene Ontology annotation, biological process: regulation of mRNA processing; multicellular organism development; mitochondrion organization.